This is a messenger RNA of Lachancea mirantina, 1221 nucleotides long. Lineage: Eukaryota; Fungi; Ascomycota; Saccharomycetes; Saccharomycetales; Saccharomycetaceae. The record is from the annotation of a GenBank genome assembly.
AUGACCAAAUCUGAACCCCAGCUCGCCGAGGACAUCUUUCAAAUUGCACAAGAAGCUUACGCACGUUUUCCCGCGAGUAGUAAACCGGGAAUACGAUCUAACGGCGUGAAGGAAUGGACGGUACUAGCAGCAGUUGUUGCAAUAGAUACUGACAACGAUACUCUCCGAUUAGUUUCUGCCGCGUCAGGAGUGAAAGCAACCCCCGAUGAAGAUCUCAAACGUAGUCAGGGUCGAAUUUUACACGAUUGCCACGCGGAAAUCUUGGCCCUGAGGGCCUUCAAUGCCGUGGUCUUGAGACAAAUAAAGUUUCUCGCGAAUGGGUGCGAUACACCAGAAGAUAUUGAUCUCGUAGAGAAGAUAGACGAAUCCUUUCGUGUACGUUUGCGAUGGAAAUUUGCACUUUAUAUUUCUAAGUUGCCUUGUGGCGACGUUAGUAUGAGUUUCGACGCAGGCGAUGAAAUGAAGUUUGAAGAGUCAGAUCUGCUUCAAUACAUUAAGCCGACCAAUAGAUUCAUUUUACGAGGUCGAUUCAACCACAGUAAGAGGGGGUUUGUGCGAACGAAACCUGGGCGUCAGGACUCAAGUCCCACAUUUUCGAAAUCUUGUACUGAUAAAUUAUGUGUUAGACAAGUCUUAUCAAUGCUUAAUAGCCUAACAUGGAGUCUGCUAAAACAGCCGGUAUUUUUGAGCUACGUUGUGGUUCCUGAGCCAAAAGAUGGGUUUAUUGAUGAGGUGAACAAGAGCUUUCAGACACGAUUAAACAUGCCAGAAGUGACGACAAGCAUGAAAUUCAUACCCUGCGCCGCGAAUUUCCAAGACGAUAAACUAGAUGAACAGCAAGCACCAGCUGCGACUUGUUCAACAAUGUUGAACGUUUUAAAUGGUAAAGGUACUCUUCAAGAAUCGAUACUGAAUGGAAUGAAAAAUGGCUUUUACGUCAAAAAGCCUAAACCUCUCAGAAAUAACUGCGAAUCGUGCGUAAGCCGAUCGGCGCAGUGGGAGCUGUUUCGAGAAAUCAACCGCGACAAUAGCCAUCUAUCUUACCUUGAAUUCAAAUCGAGACAAUUGGGACGGAAUGCACUUAAAGUCAAAGUGCAACUGGCAUUGUCGCCCGAUGGAUGGAUAGCUACCAGGGAAGAUGACUGCCAUGCCGCUAAAAGUAGGGACCUCUUACGAGGCCAAAGUGCUAUUGGCACUGCCUCCCGAUGGCUGAAUAACUGA